Chara braunii is the source of this 3620-nucleotide messenger RNA. NCBI's taxonomy places the organism in Eukaryota, Viridiplantae, Streptophyta, Charophyceae, Charales, Characeae. The record is from the annotation of a GenBank genome assembly.
CCUAGACAGAAGAAAGAAAGACAGAGAGAGAGAGAGAGAGAGAGAGAGAGAGAGAGAGAGAGAGAGAGAGAGAGAGGGAGAGAGAGGUGUAGUCGGUUAAGUAUAUAUGGAAAUGUCAAUGGCGGCGUUAGAAGUGAGGAGUCCCUUUAAGACUCCAUGUCUGAUUUCGAGGCAGGUAAGUAAUGGGUGCUUAAGGCCGUGGGGAACAGUCGCUAGCGAGAGAUGGUGGACCUCUUCAUUCUCCUCGUUCUCCUCAUUCUCCUCCUCGUCUUCAUCAUCAUCGUCGUCGUGUUCUUUUCCGUCAUCUCCCUCUGUCGCCGCCAUAGCUAGAAAAUCCCUAAGCAUUGGCAUCACGACACGUGGAACAUUUCCGCAAAUCGCAGAGAUUUAUUGUCGUACCUCAUCGUGGAACCUUGAUGGGUUCUUCUUCGAGAUUCCUGUCAGGGAAUUGCCGAGCAGCAGGAGGGGAAGAGGGAGAGGGAGCUACCAGAUGAGACCAAGAUCAACGGGUAAGAAAAGCCCACGUUUUUCGCCGAUCGAGAUCGAGAUGUCGGGGACGAUGAGGGCGUUGUCGACAUUAUCAAGAUUAUCGACAGUCUCGAGGAGGACAGACGCCAUAGCCUGGUGCUUGUCGAGCUCUCGAGCUAUGUCGGCGGCGGGUGAUGAUGACCAUCUCCAUCGUCGCAGCAUUGGCAGCAGCGUCGCCACACAAAGCACGACGAUGAGCGGCGACAGGAGCAUCUCGUCUUGCUGCUUCUGCAUUGACGGGAACUGCGCGCGCUGGUGGUCCGGGGGAGCAGCGGCGGCAGCGGCGGCAACGACUCCAGGACGAGCGCGUCUACUACGUCUGCGCUCGUCGGCGAGGUGCAGGAGAUCCCGACGAACACGUCUACUUCUGCGCUCGUCGGGAUCGGAAUCGGGAUCGCGAUCGGCAUGUCAGGUUUCCCCGUACAUCAGCGACAGCGGCGGAACCGGACCUUCUUCUUCUUCUUCUUCCACGUGGCUUCAUCGUGAUCGUUGUGGGCGCGCGUCCGCCAUAGCCAUAGCUGACGUCAUAGCCAGACUUAGGGGGGCCCCAAGCUGCGGGCGAAGGAUAUGGCGCUCGUCCUCUUCUUCCCCAUGGAGAAGGAACUUGGCUCGAAGCCCUGAGGGUGGUAGCUCUACCUCCUCCUCCUUUUCUACUUCCUCCUCCUCCUCCUCCUCCUCCUCCUCCGCUGGCCCCUCCCCAUUUACCGAGAUGUAUCAUAUCCCUCCCACCAAAGGUCGUGGGAUCAUCUCUCCUCCGUCAUCUCCUUGCCCUGUGGAAGAUCAACGAGAACAAUGUUCUUUUCCAGAAGAUGAUGGGGAACAAGGUUAUCCUGCAAGCAAAGAAGAAGGGAAUCGAGAGGGUUCAAUUUGUCGUUUAGUGAGUGAGACUCUGAGGUUAAUAUCACUCCCGGUUGAAAAUAAUUGGGGGAGGGAGAAGCACCAAGGAGGAGGAGGAGGAGGAGAAGGAGGAGGAGGAGAAGGAGGAGGAGGAGGAGGGGAGAAGGUAGCUGAGAAGAGUAACGAAGAUCGGGAUCGCGAGAUUAGGUUACCCGAAGUGGAAAGUGUGUUGCAGAUGUUGAAGGAAAGAUGGCGGGAAGAGGAGAAGAGGGAGGGGAAAGCCCAGGAGAGGGGGAAGAAGCGGGGGCCGGGCCACGUGUACCUGGUCGGUACAGGUCCCGGCGAUCCCGAAUUGCUGACAGUGAAGGCGCUGCGCCUCAUGCAAUCGGCAGAUCUCGUUCUCUACGAUCGACUUGUAUCAACGGAUAUCAUUGAUCUUGUCCAUCCCGGCGCCAGGCUUCUGUAUGUGGGCAAGACGUCGGGAUUUCACAGCCGCUCUCAGGACGAGAUCCACGAGCUCUUGCUGGCUUUUGCAGAAGCGGGUGCAACAGUCUUACGACUAAAAGGUGGCGACCCACUGGUGUUUGGACGAGGAGGCGAGGAGAUGGAUUUUCUGGAGCAUGAGGGCAUCCGGGUGGAGAUCGUUCCAGGUAUAACUGCAGCUUCGGGGAUAAGUGCAGCCCUCGGCAUACCGCUAACCCAUAGGGGACUUGCCACAAGUGUGCGUCUGUUGACAGGUCACUCUCGCGAUGGCGGUCAGGACCCAUUGUUCAUUGCUGAGAAUGCGGGAGAUAUCGACACGACACUGGUGAUCUACAUGGGCCUGGGAACCCUUCCGGCGCUCGUCUGCAAGCUGAUCUCAGGGGGACUUCCUGGAUCUACUCCAUCUGUGGCUGUGGAGCGCGGCACAACUCCUCAAGAGCGCGUCGUGUUUGCACCAGUGGUGGAUCUCCCCAAGGCAGUCGAAGAAGCCAAGUUGGUCUCGCCAACGCUGAUCGUCAUAGGGAGGGUUGUUGCCUUAUCUCACUUAUGGAGCGAUGGUCAUGUCGUCGUUAUCAAUAAUCACACGGUGCAGAGUUCAUCCGUGUCGGCAUCAUCCUUGGCAGAGAAAGGAUCGGUGCAGAAAGACAGUACUUCGCAUGAUGUUUGCGAGGGGUCCUCCUCAUCCGCUUAACGAGCACGGCGAUAAGCGUGGAGACGUCGACGACGAGAGCAUCACAGCUUCCGUGUCGACGUCGGAAAAGGAAGAGUAAGUAGUCGACUGAGGCAAUGAUGUCAUUCCACCUUGUCGAAAGCAGGUUCCAAUUGUUUCCCCCUACCUCGCCAAAGAAAAAGAACGACGAGUCGUAACCACCAUCUCGCAUUUGAGGGGGCUCAUCCCUUGAAGAGCACCAGUACUUGACCCCCAUACUUCGACCCCGAGCCCUUGUCGUCCACGCGCUGCAUUAAAGCACCAGUACUUGGCCCCCAUACUUCGGCCCCGAGCCCUUGUCAUACACGUGCCGCGUUAAAGCACCGGUACCACUUCGGAGGCCGCCAGUUUCUUUUUUCAAGGGCAGGCCUGGCCACGCGGCGCCUCCGACUUUUGGUUGUGGCAACAAAAAAAAAUUUGCAAGGCUGGGGCCGUGUACUAGCGGUUUAAGCGGGCUUCGGGCCUACCGGACCACAAAAAAGGCCAGCGGCGCCAGGCAAACGAGAAAAAAAAAAAAAAAAAAAGUCCCGCUGGCGGUUUGAAAAAGCUUGGCGGGCAGGGCGUUUCCAGCAUCAAAGAAAUGUCCCUCGGGGUACUGGUGGUUGAAAGAGCACCAGCAAAAGCAGGGGGAUGUGGACGACGAGGAGAUCAUCAUGGCUCCCUUGUCGCCGCGACUCGCCGGUGUCGGAAAAGGAAGAGCGAGUCGUCGACCGACGUACAACCGUGUUCCAUCUUGUGACCUUGUCGAAAGCAGGUUCAUUAUUUUUGUCGGAAGAGCGAGUAGUCGACCGUCGGCCUUUCUUUUUCGUAAAAUGGGAUGGCCCUGCCCAAAAAGAAAGGACGACGACGACGACGAUGACGACUCGUAUAUUGUUUUGUCACACUUGCCAAAACGAAAGGACGACGACGACGACGAUGACGACUCGUAUAUUGUUUUGUCACGCUUGCCAAAACGAAAGGACGACGACUCGUACAUGGCAAAAUGCCCAUCCCAUCUGCCAGUGGCUGAAUGGUGCACACUACUGCACAUAUGUAAACUCUUUAGUAAACAGUUCACGAGUUU